GCGGACGUGAUGUGCGUCAAAUGCGCGCGCUCUUUGAGGAAGAGACGCAGCGUCAGAAACAGAUAACAGUGUAAACAACAGAAAAAAGUCAUGGGGAGUGAACCAAGAUUUUCAAGUUUGGACGCCGAACCUAAUGAACCUGACGCCAAACGGACUCCGCUUUAAACGUAAGUUCAAGGCGAUGGCGGCGGAGCCAAGCGUCAAAAUGCUGGCGUUUAAAGGACAAGUGCUUGUUUUCCAGAGCGAGAGUUUCGUCUCGAAAGCCCGAGAUCACCGCAGGGGCUCGCAGGUUUCUUUCCACAGUCUGUCCUUCGACCGAGACUCGCAGAGCUUCUCCGUUAGAGACCGAGCCUCGUCUCCGAUUCACAAGGACUCUUCAGCAGCAGACGUCGUUCACUGUUGCUCCGCUCUGGACGUUCAGCAGCGGCAAAAAGUGCCUUGUGUUUUGCUGAGACUGUGCAAGAAGAGGACGUCUGCUUUUAAAUACGCGCUUUACUCCGUAGGCGCCUCCUCAGAGGCCAAGCUCCAUGCCGAGUUUGCGUUGCCGUACGAGAUGAGAGAUAAUAUUUCGAUAUCGCUCGGCCCCACGGUGAUUUGGAGUCACGAAAGCUCUGUUUUUUAUGCGUCCUCGCAAACCGGCGGAGUGAAAGAGGUUCCCAUGACGGUCAACUUUAUCGGCGAACUCCCUCUCCGUCAAAGAAAACUAGUGCUCCGAGGAGCCCAGAGUGAUCCCGGGGAUGAGCGAACAGCGAGAAACGUGCUGUAUUUCGUAGAGGACGGAAGAAGCGUGAGUUCGGCGUGCCUUGUGCCCGAUGCCUACAGCCCGGUGAUCCGGUGCAUGACGGUUCUGUGGGCCGAAGAAGUCGACGGCGGUUUGAGAUCGGCCGUCCUGGCGGCCACGAGCACCAAGCAGCUGGUCGGCCUCGAGAACGGACUUCCCCGGGACGUGUGCGCUCUUCCUUACGAGCGUCCGCUGAGUGUUCGGGCGAUGCGCACUCUGAGAAACGACUGUCUCGCUGUCGUAACCUUCGCCGACGGAAACGUCUGCGCUGUGCGGAAAGACACUUUCCAGGUGGCGGGGAGCUGGACAGGAGUGCGUCUGCUGCUCGUGGAUGACUUCGUGGGAUGCGGGACGGAUCAGAUGCUCUUAGUGUUUGAGAGCUCAUCAGCAGAGACGCUCGGCAGCUUUCUACUCACUGAUCUGUGUGCCGUCACUUACUCUCGCGGCCGAUCAGACGGUCUGGAGCCCGACUCUUCAGACGCGGCGCAGGAGAAUCACCUUCUUACGGCUCAAGCCUUAGAGUCCAGACUGCAGAGCGGCCUGAGCGUCCUUGAAGACCUUCAGAGAGACGUGGAGGUCAAAGACAGACUCCUACAGCAGGCAUUAGUGGCUUUAACUGAUCUGGUGUCAGGCAGAGAACGCGUCUUCUCCUCUCCACAGCAGGAGGGGCUCGUUUCUCUGUGGGACGAUGAUGAUGAUGAUGAUGGUGGUGCUGGAGAUGAAGAGGAUGAUGGGAUGCAGACUGAUUGUGCUGAAGCUCCCCUGAAGGUGCAGAGAAUUUGGCAAAGAGUCAUCGGACAGAGUUUGAUCGUCGGCGUGGGUCUGACAUCAACAGAUAACACGUCUGUAAUGAACAUUAGCGCUUCGAUUGUGUUGGAUUCUCAUCAAAGCGGAGUGACUCCGGUUCUGAACACCAAGACGGUGGUCCUGCCGUAUCCUGACGCUCUCGGCCCGUCGCCGGUGAAGAUCAGACGCACCGAUUCCUCUGCUGUCAGUGACCGAUCUGAUCUGGCGCUCGUGGCCGUGACUGACGUGGCUCCUUUAUUAACCUCGGGCUGCGUCAAAUGUCCCAUCAUGCUCCACUACAGCUCCAAACGAUCGCCCGGGUCUCCUGCGGGGGAUUGCGCUCGGGUUUCUCAACACUGCGGGCGAAUCUCGCUGGAUCUGAACGAUAUUUCCACGGGGAAGUUACAUCCACGGCUGUUACAGGAGCACAGACUCAACACGGACGAGGCCAGAGAGGAUCUUCUGAGCCUGCAGGCGCUGCUGGACGUCCGGUGUUUCCGUGUGGAGUGUCUGGAUCACACGCUGGUGGAUGUUCAGGGCUGGCUGCGGGAGUCGCUGAGGUUCGAGCGGCUGGAGAUCGACCCGUGCUUCACCGCAGACCCGUCGGGCGUCCGGCUCUUCCGCUGGGAGAAGAAAUCACCGUUUCAGGGCGUCUUGAGCGUCUACUGCAGAGAUGAGCUGAGUUUGCUGCACUUCCUGCACUCGCUGUGUGACUUCCUGCCAGUGUCACAUGACCUGCAGCCGCUGGCGAUGCCGAGGAUCUGCUCUGGAGCUCUGGCUCGUACUCUUCAGACGGAGAUCCAGACCGUGACUCAAGAGGCGUCUUCGGCGCUGCGCUCUGACGAGGGAGCAAUUAGAGAAGAGGCGGAGUCACAGACACUCAGGGAGGUGUGGCUUAAAGAGCGAGGGCGGUGCAACCAGAGGCUCCGCCCCCUGCUGGAGGAGACGCGUUACAGCAGACUGAUCGAGCGCAUGAUUGACACGCAGCUGGACGCCGACGAAGCUGCUCUGAUGCACGCUCCUCAUCUAUAGAGGAUCUUCAGCGUCUGUGGAUCUGAAAUCUCGAGGUCCUCCGGGGCUUCACGGCUCUAAUAGUUUAGUGACAUUUGCACAGAAAAGCCUUCACCUGUUCUCCGCAGGGAAACACACUCUCCAUCGCCGCCUGUGUCCCACUUCCAGCGAUCAUCUGUGCAUGUUCUGUUAACAAUAAACUCUCGGAUGCAAAAAGCCUUGAAGACGUUUUUGUGCUGCUUUUUUUUUUUUCAUUUAUACUGCGUUUCAGUCGUAUCACAUUUUUUUGUUACUUGUGGAAUUUAACAGGAGUUUAUUUGUGAAAAUUAUUUCCAUGUAAAUCCUGU
Puntigrus tetrazona (Sumatra barb) is the source of this 2925-nucleotide messenger RNA. It is a transcript of the gene fancb, whose product is annotated as FA complementation group B. Gene Ontology annotation, cellular component: Fanconi anaemia nuclear complex. Bases 134 to 2599 code for a protein of 821 amino acids. The record is from RefSeq and is a predicted model, not a curated record. Gene Ontology annotation, biological process: negative regulation of double-strand break repair via homologous recombination; positive regulation of double-strand break repair via homologous recombination; replication-born double-strand break repair via sister chromatid exchange. The transcript is spliced from 11 exons. Lineage: Eukaryota; Metazoa; Chordata; Actinopteri; Cypriniformes; Cyprinidae.